Molecule: messenger RNA, 2445 nt
Organism: Cavenderia fasciculata
Lineage: Eukaryota; Evosea; Eumycetozoa; Acytosteliales; Cavenderiaceae
Gene: kif2
Product: kinesin-14
Exons: 6
Coding region: 1-2445 (814 amino acids)
Biological process (GO): microtubule-based movement
Molecular function (GO): ATP binding; microtubule binding; microtubule motor activity
Source: RefSeq, a predicted model, not a curated record
AUGUCAUCAAAGAGAUCACCACUUGGUACGAUUACCAACAAGACUGUCAAUGUUAUAAACAAGACAACAACUCCGACAUCAGGUGUCAAGAAGCAAACACAAUCAUCAUCAUCGAUUCAAAAGUCAAAGACUAUUGUCAAAUCGACAACUACUCCAACUGCAAGCAAUCUAUUUAAAAAACCUAUUGGUGGAGGUAUCAAUAAGACUUUAAAUAAUAAUAAGAAAACAACAACUAGUACUCCCUCUCCAACAACAUCAUCUUCAUCAUCCUCAACACCAUCAAUAUUGUCAAUGAGUAGCAUUCAUGAUGCAGUACUUGGCAACCAUCUUUCUCCAUUACCAAGUUCUCUUACACCCAAUCAAACCCCAUCACCAUUUGAUUCAUACAAUACCCAUGCAAACAAUAUAUCAUUGAAUGAUUCAAGUUAUGAACAUGACUUUUCAUUUACCAUGUCACCUCCAAAGAUCAAUGAUUUAACUUCUACCACUACGAAUGCUGCUACUACUACUACCACUGGUAAUACCAAGCCCCCUACCACAUCUUCUACAUUACCAAUAAUAACUGGAAUUAAAAAGAAAUUUGAUGGUCCAAAGAGUUUAUUAAAGAAAUCAUUUAAUCAUAACAAUAAUAUUAUACAUCAUGGUGGUGGUGGUGAACAACAACCAUCCCAACCACAUCAUAAUCAUCUAGACUUUACAUUUUCAUUUAGUUCAGAUGCCGGAACUAUUAAUCCAAAUCAUCAUGAAGAUUUAUUGUCAUGUUCACAACUUAAACAACAACCAUCAUCUACAACUACAUCAGUUCCAAUAGCACCAUUAUCAACAAUUAAUCAAUUAUUGGCAAGAAAUCCAUCAUUGAUUUUAACAAAAUCAGCUCAAAAAAAAUUGGUUACACCAGAGGAUAUAAGAUCAAGGGUUCUUCACCUUGAUACACUUGCACAAAAUCUUCGUAAUCAAUUUGAACAACAACAAAAGGAAUCUGAAAUUGAAAUGGAAAGAGAAAAGGAAUUAAGUUCAUCAAAACCACCAAGAAUGUCACUUGCCUUACCAGAUAUCCGUACACAAUUGGAUUAUGAAGAAAAAUGUAAAGAGAAUCAUAGACAAAAAGAAGAAAUCAUAUCUUUAAAUAAUAUUAUUGAAACUUUAAAAUCUGAUCAAUAUGAUAAUCAAUCAUUAAAGGAUAAUAUAAAAGAAUUAAAUGAUAAAAUAUAUUUACUUUCAAAUAAUAAUAUGGAGAAUGAAUUAAAAGCUAAAACCGAGUUGGUUAUGAAUCAACAAAUGGAAAUCAAUCGAUUGUCUCAACUAUUGGAAAAGGGACAAAAAGAAAUUCAACAUUUAUUGGAAAAGAGUCAUCGUGACGAAGCACUUAGAAAGGUACUUCACAAUACCAUCCAAGAAUUAAAAGGAAACAUUAGAGUAUUUUGUAGAAUCAGACCAUUUUUAUCAAACAAACAAAUAGAAAACCCUCCUAUUUAUAAUUUACCAAAUAAUUCUGAUAAUUUAAUUGAUAUUUCUGUUUUGUCAUCAAGUGCAAUUGGAACUCAAUCAAUUAAAAAAGCAUCAUAUACAUUUGAUAAAAUAUUUGAUACAAAUAGUAGUCAGGAAAUGGUAUUUGAAGAAAUAUCACAACUUGUACAAAGUUCACUUGAUGGUUAUAAUACUUGUAUAUUUACUUAUGGACAAACAGGAUCAGGAAAAACAUUUACGAUGGAAGGAAAUGGAAAUGAGGAGAAUCGUGGUAUGAUCCCAAGAACAGUUGAAAAAAUAUUUAAUAGUGCACAGUCGUUGGGUAUGAAUGGUUGGCAAUACGAGAUGGAAGCAUUCUUUUUAGAGAUUUAUAAUGAAACCAUUAAUGACCUUUUAAUAGUGGACAAGGUCAAUGGUAACAUCAAGUAUGAUAUUAGACAUGAAGGAACUAGUAUUACCCAUAUCUCCAAUUUGACAACGGUCAAGGUAUGCAAGGCUGAAGAUGUCUUUGAAUUAUUGGGUAUUGCCUCUAAAAAUAGAGCAGUUGCCAAGACACUUUGUAACGAUCGAUCAUCACGUUCACAUAGUGUUUUCCAACUCCGAAUCAAAGGAACCAAUUCCAUCACUGGUAUAAAGACAAUGGGUAUUUUGAAUCUUAUCGAUUUGGCUGGUUCGGAAAGAUUGUCAAAGAGUGGUGCAUCAGGAGACCGUCUAAAAGAAACACAAUCAAUCAACAAGAGUUUAAGUUGUCUCUCUGAUGUCAUAUCGGCACUUGCCAACAAGGAACAACACAUUCCAUACAGAAAUUCAAAGUUAACCUAUCUCUUGCAAAAUAGUCUGGGUGGUAAUUCCAAAACUUUAAUGUUUGUAAAUAUUUCUCCUGAAUCUGGUGAUCUUCAAGAAACAAUGAGUUCUUUAAGAUUUGCAUCAAAAGUUAAUAGUUGUGAACUUGGUGCAGCUAGAAAACAAUCAAGUUAA